Molecule: messenger RNA, 1675 nt
Organism: Wyeomyia smithii (pitcher-plant mosquito)
Lineage: Eukaryota; Metazoa; Arthropoda; Insecta; Diptera; Culicidae
Product: putative carbonic anhydrase 3
Exons: 5
Coding region: 442-1368 (308 amino acids)
Cellular component (GO): cytoplasm
Molecular function (GO): zinc ion binding; carbonate dehydratase activity
Source: RefSeq, a predicted model, not a curated record
AUUUCAUUACCGGGCCGCCAGUUAGCAUAAUCAGUGUCCUCUGAAAUGGUGCGAGUUCUGAUGUAUACAAAAUAUAGGGUAAGAAUCAUCGUUAUAUGAAGAGGGGGUUUCAUCGUCAUCGUCAGCAACAGCCGAAUAGCGGCAAUUCAUCAUCGUCGGACCGAUAGAAAAAUAAGUGGACGCAUUGUGUUGUACGUAGGUACGGCAGAGAACUUCAACCGACGACUUCAGUAGCCUGUUGGCUGUAAGUUGGCGAGCACGCGGGUAAUCAGAACGGUCAAUUCCAUAUAAGACCUCCUGCAGGCGGCCGGCCAAACUUAGUCUAUCGAAGGCUGGCACUGCGGUUGGACACACGGUGGUAGUGUUGUGAAAGACUUUUUUUUUCACCGAAAAUAAAAAAAACAGUAAUCUUGUAACGAUAAGCUGUUUAAUUCAUAUACAAUGAGUCUUAAAAGGAUUAGCUUACUCGUUGCUAUUUUCGGGACACUGCUGGAGGUGGCACGAGCCGACGAAUGGCACUAUCCGACACCGGAAUCCAACGGAGUUAUCAAUGAUCCCGAACACUGGGGAGGACAAUGCGACACCGGGCGACGACAGUCGCCAAUCGAUCUAACCUACAAGGCAGCCGUUAAGGGAGACUUCUCGCAGUUUCUGUUCAGCAACUACAUGAAUCCGAUCCGCAACGCAAUCCUAACCAACACUGGUCACUCCGUUCAAAUCGACAACGCCGACCAGUCGGUCUCUCUGUACGGAGGCGGUCUCCCGGGCCGUUAUGUUCUGGACCAAAUGCACUUCCACUGGGGUUCGGAGCACACGAUCAACAGCGUUCGUUACGGUCUGGAGUUGCACAUGGUUCACCACGACUCCCGGUACAAAUCGUUGACAGAAGCUGCUGCCGUCCGAAAUGCUGUCGCUGUCAUCGGAGUUCUGUUCCACGUCUCAAAUCAGGAUAACACCCACCUCGACGUUGUUCUGGAAACGUCCUCUGACAUCCGGGAUGUAGCUGGUAAGCAGGCAGCUCUCAAGGGAAAGCUGUCGCCCCACAAUCUACUCCCGAAGAAUCGCACUUCCUACUUCCGCUACGAGGGCUCUCUGACUACGCCGACGUGCGCCGAGUCCGUUAUCUGGACAGUGUUUACCGAGAGCUUACCGGUUUCGUUGGAUCAGGUGGAACUCUUCAAGGCCAUUCACGAUUCGGAAGGACACGAACUUGUCAACAAUUACCGCUCGUUGCAGCCACUCAACGCACGGGCCCUGGUCUACACAACCAAUUUGGAACAAGCGAGUAGUGCUGUCAGUUUGGUUCCCGCGGUGUUGUUAUUUAUCAGUGCUAUUCUGCUGACAGCAACUCGACAGACGGUGCUCUAAGCCCUGGGCGGGUUGAAUAUGUAGGGAUAAAUACGUUGUUUGUAAAUAGGUGCUUAUAAUAAAGGAAGAAAUCAAAAUACGAGCCAAAAUCCAUGGAAUUGUUUGUGAUAAAAGGUGCAACCAGAGACACAGGAGAUAUUAGUUUUCAUCUAUGUUGACAAUUUUUUGUUGUUCGUUUAUUCGGUGCGUGUAGAGGAAGAAAAAAAACGAUCAACAGCGUGCAGUUCGUUGUUAUUGUAUUUUGUUCUUGGAUUUUAACUCAACGUUACCGAUAAGUAGUGUCGAAAAAUAUAAUGAUAACAGUGUA